Molecule: messenger RNA, 1779 nt
Organism: Funneliformis caledonium
Lineage: Eukaryota; Fungi; Glomeromycota; Glomeromycetes; Glomerales; Glomeraceae
Source: the annotation of a GenBank genome assembly
AUGUCAAUAAACACAACGGAUGUUUUUGGAGACCCAUACUCCGACCCUUCCAUUCCUUAUGAAGAAUUUCCGGAAAAUCCAAAAUUUGGAGAAGAUGUUGCUAAUUACAAUCAGAAAAAUUUAUUCAAAUACUUGAACUCAUAUCUAAGCACAAUUAGCGUAAUAGGAGGUUUAAUAGUGCUGGUUAUAAUAAUUUUCAUGUAUUUUUAUGAUAAGAAACUUGUGAAUCGUGUUUCGCUAAGACUUUCCGCUAUGAUAUCGUUCGUUGACGUUUUGUCCGGAGUGACCGUAAUUGCGUAUGCAUACUAUCAACCUCGUGAAACUCCUGAAUGUACUAGCAUAGCGUUUGGAAUGUCCUUCUUCCCGCAGUUAUACCUCUUCCUAACUGUUAUGAUCGCAUUCAAUUUACAGAUAGUUUUCCUUCAUCGCAAAAAAGUGUCCUCAUUUUCGGAUCGAUGGUACAUCCCCGUAGCAUUUUUAAUGGCAAUUUUCAUAAACAUUCUACCUUUGGUGUAUCACAAAUUUGGCUAUGAUCCCGACACAAGGGAUUGUAUUUACCGUCACAUGUAUGACAGAGAUACAAAAUGGUGGAAGUUUGCCACUUUUCUCAUUCCUGUAUCAAUAUCAAUGAUUUAUUGUACCACAGUGUUGACAAUUGUCGUAUGUAAAUUGGUUUUUGAACACAGACAAUUGGCCGAAGCGAUUCAUUCUCAGAAUAGCGUGACGUUAUCGGCCAAACGUAGGCAUAAACUUUUACUGUUAAAAUUAGUUGGUAGGAUUGCGCUAUACGCCGCGAUCCCCCUUCUUACUGUUUGUGGAAUUGUCGUAGAAUAUGUUUGGAUAUCUUUACAUGCAAAUUCCGAGAAUGAUGUACCAAUGGCAUUAAAUUAUUGGGCUAUUGUUGGAUCUUGUUUGCCCGGAUUCUUUAAUUGCAUCGCAUUUCUUUUCGACCCUGCAAUUCACAAUGCUUUUCGAAGAGUUAAAAAAGACCUUAUUGAGAAAUACGGUUAUCCAAAGCGUGCGACAAUCAGUCCUCCGAUGUCACCAUCGGAUGCAGUCUUUCCAAAUUCACCAACACAAAAUCCGAGACCUUCACAUUUAUUACCACCUUCGCCGUCAAAUCAUCCAACACUCGCAACGCGAAUCUCAUUUACGAAUUCUCGAGUUAGUCCAAGUAACUUCUCCAAACCAAAGAAAAACAAUCGAUUCAUACGAUGGUUUGUCCGAAAAUUCAUGGACAAAAAGGUAAUAAUACAACCUCCUAUGGUUUUAUUAAAUUCUACGAGUUUCCUUUCUACAACCCUUGGAUCGGAUCAAGGAUGUAGAUAUAGUUCGACAACGGUUAAUUCUGGUACAUUAACCGGUCAAAGCUUUGAUCAUGAUCAUGAUUAUCAUAGAAUCGAAUUAAAUAGUCCUACUGAUAAAAGAAUGAAGCGAACGUCACACGUGUUAAAUAUCCCUGAACACGAAAGUCCCAAUUCAACGAAUCUUGAAUAUACAAACUUAACGUCCGUAACUGGCAAUAGUCUCUCUCCCACAUCUGCUUGCAAUAGUCUUGGGGAUAGUUCCCGUCUACUUUAUGAAAAUUGUUCUUUUGGCUCAUACUCACAAUCUCCUAUUCUGGGAAAUAAUACAAUCGAUAUUCAGUAUCCCGUGUCCCAUUUCGAAGCAGGUAUCCCAUCACCUUUAUCGGGCGUUUCUUCGUCUCAUAGGAGAUCAGAGUCGGAAUCCUCUACCGCCUCUCGAGAUUCGGUUGACAAUGACUUGGCGGCCUAUUGA